ACAGUCUGCGGUACCGCACACCGGAGUCACAACAACCGACAGUCGCUCACCGUGAUCGGCUGUUAUCUCGGUGACUGUACGCCUGUCAGUAGGCCAGGACCGGAGCUGCUGUCUGAGAGAGUCCUGACGAUAGAGCCGGAGCAGCCGACACGUUCUGGAGUCGCGGGGUUAAAGUAACGGAGCCGCCCCGCCAAAGAAUCGCCGUGUCCGGUGAAAUGUUAGCAGCGGAGCAGAGCAGAGAGCACUGAGCAGCCCGCUGAUUUACACCGAUAACCCAGGUAACCCUCACCAUCUGUCCGCUCACAGAGAGACUCGCGUUAAGCACCAGCUGACGACUGUCCGCCCGUUAACCGGGCCGCCGCUGAUGGAUCAGUCUCGCUGCUAACCGCUGCUAACGUUAGCGGCCAGGCUACAUGCUAACAGGCUAACAUCACCGGCCAGCUCAGCAGCGUCCGCUAACUGUCACGCCGAGUCCCGGUACUGUUGGUAUGGAACGGUUAACUGCCACCAUGCUGUCUUCCCGGUAAACGGAACUACACCCUACAGUUAGCUGCUAGCCGCGGAGCUAACAGUUAGCUGCGGAACAUCUGGCCGCAGCUAGCUCUCCGUGUAGCGGCCGACGAUGGUCGCAGUGACAGCAGCUGCUCCGGAGGAACGACCCGUCUCCGCUCUCCGCUUCACUUACCCUGCUGGACCCGGACAGACCCGCACAGCGUUCAUGUAAACCGGUGAACCGUGCGUGUCGCUCCCGCUGCGGCGCUCAGAUCCCGCACACCCCGCAGCAGCAGCCAUGCAGGCGGCCCAGCUGCAGUACGACUUCUUCAACGAGGACAACGCACCGAAAUGGAGAGGCCUGCUGGUGCCUUCACUGGAGAAGGUACUGAAUCAGGUGCAUCCUAACCUGGUGUCCCAGCAGGAGGCGCUGCAGUACAUCGAAGAGCUGAUCCUGCUCCUGCUCAGUAUGCUGUGUCAGGCACAACCACGCACUGUACAGGAUGUCGAGGAGCGAGUUCAGAAGAGUUUUCCUCACCCGAUUGACAAGUGGGCGAUUGCCGAUGCUCAGGCCGCCAUUGAGAAGAGGAAGAGGAGGAACCCACUAGCACUGCCCGUCGACAAGAUCCACCCACUGCUCAAGGAGGUGCUGGGGUAUAAGAUAGACCACCAGGUGUCUGUCUAUAUGGUGGCGGUGUUGGAGUACAUCUCUGCUGACAUCCUGAAGCUCGCGGGAAACUAUGUCAGGAACAUCCGACACUACGAGAUCUCCCAGCAGGACAUCACUGUGGCCAUGUGUGCUGACAAGGUGUUGAUGGACAUGUUCCACCAGGAUGAGGAGGACAUCAGCGGUUUCCCUCUGAUGGACGAGGAGCCGUCAGCUAAUGAAGAGCAGAGUUACUAUGAGCUGGUGAGGAGCUUCAUGUCCGACGGUCGACAGUACCUAAGACAGCUCAACCUGCUCAUCAAGGUGUUCAGAGAGCCCUUCAACUCCAGCCUCAUGCUCUUCUCCCAGCACGAUGUGGACAGUAUCUUCAGUCGGAUCGUAGAUAUCCAUGAGGUGACAGUGAAGCUCUUGGGUCUGAUCGAGGACACAGUGGAGAUGACAGAUGAGGGAAGUCCUCAUCCUCUGGUGGGAAGCUGCUUCGAGGACCUGGCUGAGGAGUUGGCCUUCGACCCCUAUGAGACAUAUGCCCAGGACAUCCUGCGCUCUGGUUUCCAUGAACACUUUCUCAGUCAGGUGUCCAAACCUGGAGCGGCCUUCCACCUGCAGUCCAUCUGUGAAGGUUUUAAAGAGGCUGUUCAGUACGUUUUGCCCAGACUGCUGCUCACUCCUGUUUACCACUGUCUGCACCUGUUUGAGAUCCUUAAGCAACUGGAGGAGAAGAGUGAGGAUGAGGAAGAUAAAGAGUGUCUGAAACAGGCCAUCACUGCCCUGCUCAACCUGCAGAGCAGCAUGGAGAGGAUCUGCUCCAGGAGCCUCGCCAAGAGGAGGCUCAGCGAGUCGGCGUGUCGUUUCUACAGCCAUCAGAUGAAGGGGAAGCACCUGGCCAUCAAGAAGAUGAAUGAGAUCCAGAAGAACAUUGACGGCUGGGAGGGGAAGGACAUUGGCCAGUGCUGCAACGAGUUCAUCAUGGAGGGCACACUGACACGUGUGGGUGCCAAACACGAGCGCCACAUCUUCCUGUUCGACGGCCUGAUGAUCUGCUGCAAGUCCAACCAUGGCCCACCACGACUGCCUGGCGCUGGCUCCACGGCAGAGUACCGGCUCAAAGAGAAGUUUUUCAUGCGGAAAGUCCAGAUCAACGACAAGGACGACAAGGAGGGCGAGUACCGGCAUGCCUUCGAGAUCAUCCUGAAGGACGGGAACAGCGUGGUGUUUGCCGCCAAGUCUGCCGAGGAGAAGAACGGCUGGAUGGCGGCGCUGAUCUCGCUGCAGUACCGCAGCACACUGGAGCGCAUGCUGGACUCAGCCAUGCUGCAGGAGGAGAAGGAGGAGCAGAUGAGGCUGCCAGGAGCUGAAGUGUACCGGUUCGCUGAGCCGGACUCCGAGGAGAACGUCGUGUUUGAGGAUAACGUCCAGUCCAAGUCUGGGAUCCCCAUCAUCAAAGCAGGGACGGUCCUAAAACUGAUCGAGAGGCUCACCUUCCACAUGUACGCAGAUCCAAACUUUGUCCGAACAUUUCUGACCACCUACAGAUCUUUCUGUAAACCUCAGGAGCUGCUGGACCUGCUCAUGGAGAGGUUCGAGAUCCCGGAGCCAAGGCCGAGCGAGGCGGAUCAGAUGGAGGGAGGAGAGCAGCCUCUCAGUGCUGAACUCAAACGCUUCCGCAAAGAGUUUGUUCAACCAGUCCAGCUCAGAGUGCUGAAUGUGUGUCGCCACUGGGUGGAGCAUCACUUCUAUGACUUUGAGAGAGACGCUCACCUGCUGAAACGACUGGAGGACUUCAUCGCCUCAGUCAGAGGUAAGGCGAUGAGGAAGUGGGUGGAGUCGAUCACCAAGAUCAUCCAGAGGAAGAAACAGGUGCAGGUUAGCGGGCCCAGUCACAGCAUUACCUUUCAGAACUCCCCUCCUCCAAUCGAGUGGCACAUCUGUAAACCAGGAAACACUGAGCAGUUUGACCUCAUGACACUGCACCCGAUCGAAAUCGCCCGCCAGCUGACACUGCUCGAAUCUGAUUUCUACAGGGCAGUGCAGCCGUCAGAGCUGGUUGGCAGCGUCUGGACCAAAGAGGACAAAGAGAUUCACUCCCCCAACCUGCUAAGGAUGAUCCGACACACCACCAACCUCACCCUGUGGUUUGAAAAGUGUAUUGUAGAAACAGAGAACCUGGAGGAGCGAGUGGCUGUUGUUUCUCGGAUCAUUGAGAUCCUCCAGGUUUUUCAGGAACUCAACAACUUUAACGGAGUUCUGGAGGUCGUCAGCGCCAUGAACUCUUCACCUGUCUACAGACUAGACCACACUUUCGAGCAAAUUCCGAGUCGACAGAGAAAAAUCCUGGAGGAAGCUCAUGAGCUGAGUGAAGAUCACUACAAGAAAUAUUUAGCCAAACUACGGUCUAUCAACCCCCCCUGUGUCCCCUUCUUUGGAAUCUACCUGACCAACAUUCUUAAGACGGAGGAGGGAAACCCCGACUUCCUGCGCAGACAUGGCAAAGAUCUGAUCAACUUCAGUAAGAGACGGAAAGUGGCUGAAAUCACUGGAGAGAUCCAGCAGUACCAGAACCAGCCGUACUGUCUGAAAGUGGAGAACGACAUCAAGAAGUUCUUUGAGAACCUGAACCCAAUGGAUGACAUGUCAGAGAAGGACUUUGCUGAUCAUCUGUUCAACAAAUCUCUGGAGAUCGAACCUCGAAACGCCCGAUCAUUACCUCGAUUUGUGAAGAAGUACACCUGUCCUCUGAAGUCUCCGGGGAUCCGUCCCACCUCAGCGAGGCCUGGCACCAUGCGACACCCGACGCCACUGCAGAAUGAGCCCAGGAAGAUCAGCUAUAGCCGCAUCCCUGACAAUGAGGCCGAGGGGGGGGCUGUCUCCGCCCCCAACUCCCCCCGCACCCCCCUGACUCCACCGCCCGCCUCUGCCGCCUCCAGCUCCACUGACGUUGGUAGUGUGUUUGACUCGCCACAGGGUCCCAGCAGCCCUUUCCACUCCAGGUCGUCAUCUGUCUCCUCCAUGGUUAGUUUCAGUCGGGGUUCAGAGGAGGCUCCUGUUCCUCCUCCCAUUCCUCCCCGCAGACGACCAGAGUCAGCUCCUGCUGAGUCCUCCCCCUCCAAGAUGAUGUCGAAGUUGGACAGCCCCCCUGCGGUCCCCCCUCGUCAGCCCACCUGUAAACUGCUCCCCCCUCGUUACUCCUCGUCAUUGUCAUCGUCCUCUCCCCCUGACAGCCCGCCCUCGCUGCCUCCUCGGGAGCCCCUCAGUUCUCCUCUGCACCUCCUCCCGCCCCCUCAGGGUCGCCCCCGCUGUGACCUGCUGCCUCAGGCCUUCUUCCCCUCCACCACCUCCUCCUCACCCUCCAUCAGCUCCGCCCCCACCACCUCCUCGCCCCCCCUCCAUCCGCCUACCCCUGUCACCCCCAGCCCUACCCCUGCCUCCAGGAAGAUGCCUCUCCCCUCCCCUCCCCUCCCCCUCCUCCCCUUGGACGGCCCCCCUGUUCCCCCCCGACACGGUGUCCCCAAACUCCCCCCCAAGACCUACAAGAGGGAGUCUCUGAGCCACGCCCCCCUGCUGGACACCCCCCCUGCACUGUGA
This is a messenger RNA of Xiphias gladius (swordfish), 4741 nucleotides long. Its product is annotated as son of sevenless homolog 1-like. Lineage: Eukaryota; Metazoa; Chordata; Actinopteri; Istiophoriformes; Xiphiidae. The coding region runs from base 791 to 4741 and encodes 1316 amino acids. The record is from RefSeq and is a predicted model, not a curated record. Gene Ontology annotation, biological process: Ras protein signal transduction; positive regulation of GTPase activity. Gene Ontology annotation, cellular component: nucleosome; plasma membrane. The transcript is spliced from 22 exons. Gene Ontology annotation, molecular function: guanyl-nucleotide exchange factor activity; structural constituent of chromatin; DNA binding.